AUGCAUCCAUCUACCGUGUCCAAUUCACUGCCGUCCACCAGAAACACCUCCGAUAAGAAGUUGAAAGGCAAGGAGAAACCUGAGGACGUACUAGAAACAGAGACCGAGGCCAAGAGGCAGGAGACCGAGGCCAAGAGGCAGGAGGCCAAGGUCAAGAGGGAGGAAUCCGAGGUCAAGAGGAAGGAGUACAAUGUUGAGAAAGCCACCAAAGCACAACCCACUUCAGCCUCCAAUAAAACCUUCAUACGUUUGGUGAUAAGAUCAGCUCGAGCUCCUCUGGGAGUCUCACUGCCAUCGGGACUCGAGCCGCAACCUCAGGACCGCUGA
This is a messenger RNA of Suillus plorans, 327 nucleotides long. RefSeq lists its product as uncharacterized. Bases 1 to 327 code for a protein of 108 amino acids. NCBI's taxonomy places the organism in Eukaryota, Fungi, Basidiomycota, Agaricomycetes, Boletales, Suillaceae. The record is from RefSeq and is a predicted model, not a curated record. The transcript has a single exon.